GCGGCUGGUGGGGACAGCAGUCUCUCGAAAAACGCCAGUCCAUCGCAGGGUGUAAAACCAAAGAAGGGGGAGGGAGUGCGCGGUUCGUGUCCGGGCGGCCAUUGCGUGUUACCUUGUUCCUCCGAAAGCCGCGUAAGCGUUACCCCACAGUCGACGAAAAAUCGCGUUGAGCCCUCCACUCAAGCCCCCAAAUCGUCGACUUGAAAAAAGCCCAUCGACCUCUGCUCCGGCGAUCGCUGAAAAAUAAAAACGGCCCCAGUGUCAACUCUCCCAAACCUCCAAAUAAAUAUAAAUCAAUCGAGGCACUCGCCAGUGGGGCGGGGGAGGGACUGGGCGGAAAUACCCCACCGAAAAUAAUAAAAUACUGUAAUAAACCGUUAACUGUUAACCACUGAACAAUAAGUUUGAUUAUCGACGUCGCGUGGUGGAACGUGUGAAGCCCGGGACGCAAACGAUUAAACGGCCCGAUGGCUGAAACCGACAAAUUGAAUAUUGACAGCAUCAUUGCUCGUCUCUUGGAAGUACGAGGAUCCAGACCAGGAAAGAAUGUCCAGCUGACGGAGAUUGAAAUUCGCGGACUCUGUUUGAAGUCGCGGGAGAUUUUUCUGUCCCAACCGAUUCUCCUGGAAUUGGAGGCACCGCUGAAAAUAUGCGGUGACAUUCAUGGUCAAUACUAUGACUUACUACGACUCUUCGAGUACGGUGGUUUUCCACCAGAGAGCAACUACCUCUUUCUAGGUGAUUACGUUGACAGGGGUAAACAAUCCUUAGAGACAAUAUGUCUCCUCCUCGCAUACAAGAUCAAGUAUCCAGAGAAUUUUUUUCUCCUGCGAGGUAAUCACGAGUGUGCCUCCAUCAACAGGAUAUACGGAUUCUACGACGAGUGCAAACGUCGUUACAACAUAAAGUUAUGGAAAACGUUCACGGAUUGUUUCAACUGUCUGCCGGUUGCUGCUAUCGUCGAUGAGAAAAUAUUCUGCUGUCAUGGUGGUCUCAGUCCUGAUUUACAGAGUAUGGAACAGAUAAGACGCAUUAUGAGACCAACUGAUGUCCCGGAUCAGGGAUUACUCUGUGACUUACUCUGGUCUGAUCCGGAUAAAGAUACCAUGGGCUGGGGGGAGAAUGAUCGUGGGGUAUCCUUCACAUUUGGAGCUGAAGUUGUUGCCAAAUUUCUUCAUAAACACGAUUUCGAUCUCAUAUGCCGUGCUCACCAGGUCGUGGAGGAUGGCUACGAAUUUUUCGCCAAACGACAAUUGGUAACCCUAUUCUCAGCCCCGAAUUACUGCGGCGAAUUCGACAAUGCUGGUGCCAUGAUGUCCGUCGAUGAUACACUAAUGUGCAGUUUUCAAAUAUUGAAGCCAGCUGACAAGAGGAAAUUUACGUACAGUGGCCUGAAUUCCGGCAGGCCGGUAACGCCGCCAAGGGCGCCCAACAACAAAACCAAAAAGAAGUGAAUUCAUAACUGAGGUCGAUUAACAAUUUUUUCAUUAACGACGCGGAGACUUUAGGAAUCUUUUUAAGACCUCUUCAGACAUGAAAAAAAAAAAAUAAUAAGAAAUGAAAAUAAUCAUCCUUUUCUCCCCUCCCCCUCCCCCCCUGCAUCAGAAAGUAAAUGACAACUUUUUAUUCCUUUCCCCUUUUUCGUAUACGAUGAAUAAUCAUUGAUCACUGUCAGGAUCCUCCAUGGAGUUCAUCACUCUUUUUUUUUUUCUCAAUCGAUCGAACUUCAUGGAGAGGAGGACGAGAGAAAUAACCGGAGCGUAAUGUUUUUUUCCUCAUUUAUAAUUUUUUUUAAGGCACAUUUCGAUGUUAUGAUAACUGGGUGGUCAUCGAGAUGGAAAUUGAGGUAAUCUAGACGAAACCGAAACUCGGGGAUUCCAAUGAGACUUGGUAAUUGUGCAUUCAGUGGUGAAACGAGAUGAAUCAAUUCAUUUUUCUUUUAAGUUCAUGGAGAAUGUCUUGGGGCCUGAGGGAGAUGGGGAAUUUUUUGUGAAAAUGAAAGCAGCAAAAAAAUCCAGACAAAAAAUUCCGCGUCUUUUUUAGAUCUCGGGAUCUUCUCCAAGACCUUGUCUGUUCACAUGCAAAAAAAUUGAAGAAAAAUCUAGAACUUUUUUAAAUAAAUUUUAUUAAAGAAUUCCACAUUUUGGGCUAAUGACUUAAAAAGCCAAUGGAUUUUGGUUUUUCCAUAACCUUGAGCACAAAUUUUCCAAGUUUUUCCCUGAAUAAUAAAAUGCAAAAAAAAUUGGAAAAUUCAUACCCAAUUGUUUUUAUAAAGACAUCGAAAUCUAUAGACUUUUUUCUAUGAAAAAACAUUCAAAUUGGCAUAAUUUUUAAUAAAUUUGGAACAAGAAGGACUUAUCAAUAGAAUUUCUUGAAAAAAGCUCUGGGUUUUCGAUCAAAUUCUCAUUCUAAAAUAAAAUAAACUCAUUUCGUUUCGUCCCUCCAUUGAAUUAUCGUUUCGUCAUAUUAUAGAUGAUAAAUUCAUACUUGUUUAUGUAAUAAAAUCAUUAGCCCUUACCGAGGAUUAUUCUGAUAAUUGUAGCCAGUCUGAGAUGAAUAGAAAUAAAGUGAAUUUUGUUGUAUUCGAUGUGUGGAGAUCGAUCGAAUGAAUUAUUAAAACUCAAGUGUUGUUGAUCAAACACCACUGAGUCGCGCAUUUUCACUGAACUAAUCAUAAGAUCUAUGGAAAAUUGAGGGGAAAUGCGGAGAUGAAUCUAUCAAAUUGGAUGUAAUAAAAUCCAUGAAUAAGCCUCACCAAGAUUUACGAUUAUUUUUUGUAUGGCGACGUGACGUAUCUUGGACGAUGCUCAAAAUGGUAACGGGAGCGUUACGUCAUUUGUUGCGAUAUUUCGACCUCGUUCCGUGCGUUCACCCACGCGCCAGCAGAAUGCCAUAGAUAAAUACAAAAAUAAUGAAAAAAAAUAAUGAGCUACAAAAAUAGAUGAAUUGACGAGUCUCUUGGUGCUGCCGAAUUUCCGUGGAUACAGUUGUGAGAGUGAAGAAUAAUGAACAGAAAUAGAUGAAAUGAAAAAAUGCAUAAUUUCCUGGACACAUCCGGUGGAAAAAGUUGGCACGAGGAAUGGAAAAUCAUCUCGGGGAAUGUGUGAAUUUAAAUAAAAUCCCAUCGCUGGUGUAUUCUCAACAUUUGAGGAGAGCUAGAGUAAUUGCGGUGAAAAUAACGAUAAGUGAUGGAACACGUACGAAAAAAUUGGUGAAUCCGGUAGACAAUUCUGUUGGAUUUCUAUUGAAAUUUCUAUUAAUUUUGAAUAAUUCUAUUGAAAAAUUCCAUAACUGAAUAUUCAAUGGCAAAUGUUCUACAGGGAAAAUUAAUAGAAUUCGAUUUUUUAUACAAUUUAUCCUAUCGAGAUAUUUUUGAUUCAAUUUUUAACAUUGAAAAUGUCUGAAUAGAAGAAGUAUAGAAAGAUGAAAUUCUAGUGCUUUGUCCUGUAAAAAAACACAGUAGAGCUGUGGAAUUCCCCAAAAGAAUCGGUCAAAAAUUAAUACAAUAUUCAAUAGAAAUCUCCCAGAAUUUUCCAGUAAAAUAUUUUCGUGCGUGAAUUUAAAAUAAUUAUCUCCGGAUCUCGUCUUCCGAUCAUUGUAGAUGUUAUUUUUUUGUACAAGUCCCUUAUUUUAUCGGAGGAAACAACAUGUAAUCAUCAGAGUAAUGUAAAAGUCUACCCCAAUAACAAGUAACCAUGAGAAAAUUGUGGGAGAAAGUUGAUCGUAUUAAAUAAGCAUCGUUUCAUUGCAUUA
This is a messenger RNA of Diachasma alloeum, 3753 nucleotides long. Its product is annotated as serine/threonine-protein phosphatase alpha-2 isoform. The record is from RefSeq and is a predicted model, not a curated record. Gene Ontology annotation, molecular function: protein serine/threonine phosphatase activity. The transcript is spliced from 5 exons. Gene Ontology annotation, cellular component: cytoplasm; nucleus. NCBI's taxonomy places the organism in Eukaryota, Metazoa, Arthropoda, Insecta, Hymenoptera, Braconidae. The coding region runs from base 468 to 1454 and encodes 328 amino acids.